AUGUCAACUCCCAUAGUGCAGCCCCUCUCGCCCCAGAGGAUGUACGAAGUCCUCAUAGGAGAGGUCCUCUCCACCUCUCUCAGCACACUCGCUAUCACGCUCUUUAUUUCGCAAUCAACAUGGGGCGUGAUAGACUGGAGACCUAUCCUCAUUCUGUUCACUGCCGACUACAUCGGGUUCGGAUUUGACCAUUACCUCGACAACAGGCCCAUUCUCCUGAGAGCACGUGCGGCUGGGGAAGCAGACAUCGUCACCGUGUUCUGGCGCGCGCGUUUCGCGCUCACAUCCGCCGCCAUCUUGCUUGCCGUCGCCCUCAUCCUCAGCCCGCUUUCCACAUGGCUCAUCACGGCGACCCUCCUCGUUCCUGCGCUCUUGUGGGACACGCCGCUCUUCUACUGGGGCCAACCCGUGGUGCAGCUGUCCGAGAAGGCCAAAGGUGAGACCGAGGAGCCUCAAUCGGGCUUCGCCAUCAAGCGCAUCCCAGGGAUGAAGCCUGUCAUUGUGGGAUUGAUCCGUGGAUGCGGGUACUAUGCCGUGAUCCGCUCAGUGGUGGCCGCUUUAUACCCCAACGGGCCCGUCAUGCGUAGCUGGGACCCCAUCCAGCUCGUCAUCUGGUCCACGAUCAACUGGACGUGCAUCUCAGUGCGUAUCUCAGUCCGCUGCUUCGCGUUUCUGCCUCCCGCUCAUACCGACCCGGAAUUGUCACAGACGCUAGCCGACGUACGCGAUUUUGCUGACGACCGCGUGUCGGGCGUCCCGACGAUCCCUGUCCUGCUCGAGUCGGUGUACAAGACGCGCGUGCUGCUGACUAUUGUGCACGCGCUGACGAUGCUCACGUUCUUCAACAACCCCUACAUUGUGCUUAACACGCUGUACACGAUCGGGCUCGUCUGGAUUAUGGACGAUAAGAGCCCGAGAUUCAUUUACCGCCUCAAUACCCAUUCGCAAACGCCUGUAGCGGCCACAUACAGCCUUGUCCAUGCAUAUCGGUGGCUAAAUAGUAGUAAUACCAUUUAG
Molecule: messenger RNA, 1017 nt
Organism: Postia placenta MAD-698-R-SB12
Lineage: Eukaryota; Fungi; Basidiomycota; Agaricomycetes; Polyporales; Adustoporiaceae
Exons: 3
Coding region: 1-1017 (338 amino acids)
Source: RefSeq, a predicted model, not a curated record